UAGUGAAAGAACUGUACGAUAUAUUUUUGAAGAUCUGCUAGGCAAGAAAUUUCCAUUCUGUAGACCAUCAUUUUUGGAUGAGAUGCAUUUAGAUGGUUAUAACGAGGAAUUAAAAUUGGCUUUUGAAUACCAGGGAUCUUAA
This is a messenger RNA of Funneliformis geosporum, 142 nucleotides long. The record is from the annotation of a GenBank genome assembly. Lineage: Eukaryota; Fungi; Glomeromycota; Glomeromycetes; Glomerales; Glomeraceae.